Messenger RNA from Impatiens glandulifera, 876 nucleotides. RefSeq lists its product as uncharacterized. Bases 1 to 876 code for a protein of 291 amino acids. The record is from RefSeq and is a predicted model, not a curated record. The transcript has 2 exons. Lineage: Eukaryota; Viridiplantae; Streptophyta; Magnoliopsida; Ericales; Balsaminaceae. Gene Ontology annotation, molecular function: nucleic acid binding; RNA-DNA hybrid ribonuclease activity.
AUGGGUAGCCUGUUGGCUCAAGAAAACGAGGAUAAGCUCGAGAUUGCCGUCUACUACCUAAGAAAGAGAAUGACAGGGUACGAAUUGAACUAUUCAACACCCGAGAAACCUAGAUUCUCUAAAUGGAUGAUGAUGAUCUCCGAAUACGACAUCACGUAUAUGGCUCAAAAAUCUGUUAAAGGAAGUGUUGUCGCGGACUUCCUAGCGGAUCAACCUAUCAUAGUCGAGCCUUCUUUCGAAAUCGACUUUCGUGAUGACUCCAUAAUGUCUAUCUCUUUAGACACAUGGAAGUUAAUGUUUGAUGGAGCCUCAUCCAAAUAUGGCUAUGGAAUUGGAAUUCUCUUAAUAGAUCCCCAGGGAACCUACAAUCCCAUCUCUAUUAAGUUAGAAUAUUCCGUAACCAACAAUGAAGCUGAGUACGAAGCAUGUCUCUCAGGUCUCAAAAUUGCAUACGAAAGAGGAGCAACUAAAUUAGACGUAGUUGGAAACUCUAAUCUGGUUAUAUCCCAGGUUAAUGGAACAUGGCAAGUACGAGGAGAAAAUCUCAAACCUUAUCACACUUGCCUACUCCGUUUUAUCGACAAGUUCGAUCAUGUGUCUUUUGUACAUGCCCUGAAAAGCCAAAAUCGCUUUGCUGAUGCUUUGGCCACACUAGCAGCUAUGAUCCAAAUUCCCGUUGGAAUUAAGGUCAAACCUCUGAAGAUCCGUCAGAAACGAAAAUUCGAUUUCGAAGUCGAAAUGGUAGCCUUCGUUCAAGUGCCCACCAAACCAUGGUUUGAUAUCCUUCAAAACUACAUUGUGUAUGGAGAAUAUCCGUCCCACUUCCGAGCUAAGGAACGAAGAGCCCUGCGCCAGUAUUCCACCAACUAUGCUUAG